AUGCCGAAAGUGGUCGACGGCGUGUCCGAGGACCAUGUCCACGGACAGAUCCAGCUUCUCAUCAACGAAAUGGUCAACAUCAACGACACGACAGGCCAGUUCCUCCUUAAGCUGGAUGACGGACGAAUCAUCGACACAAAGGGGUGGAACGACUGGGAAUGGACACACGGCAUUGGGCUGUACGGUAUCUGGAAGUACUACGAGUUGACGGGUGAGGAACGAUGGUUGAAGAUCAUCGAGGACUGGUUCCGGGAUCGGUUUGCCGAGGGCCACAAGGGCAAGAACAUUAACACCAUGGCCGUGUUCCUGACGCUGGCAUACGUGUACGAGAAGACGGGCAAUCAGACGUACUUGCCUUGGCUAGACAGCUGGGCAGAGUGGGCUUACCAUGACCUGCCCCGGACCAAGCACGGUGGCUUCCAGCACAUAACGUAUGCCGAAGUCAACGAGCAGCAGCUGUGGGACGACACGCUGAUGAUGACGGUGAUGCCCCUGGCCAAGAUUGGCCUGCUGCUCAACCGUCCGCACUAUGUGGCCGAGGCGAAGAGGCAGUUCCUCUUGCACAUACAGUACCUGUUUGACGCCAAGUCGGGCCUCUUCUUCCAUGGGUGGACCUUCAAAGAAGGCGGCCACAACUUUGCCGACGCCCGAUGGGCCAGGGGCAACAGCUGGGUCACAAUUGUCAUCCCCGAGUUCAUCGAGCUGCUGGGGCUCGACGACCAGGACCCUUUGCGAGCACACCUCAUCAACACCCUCGUCAGCCAGGGUGAGGCUCUGCAACCACUGCAGACAGCUACCGGCCACCCUGGCCAAGGGCUUUGGCGCACGCUUCUCGACGUUCCAGAGGACGAGGGGUCGUACGUCGAGGCGAGCGCCACAGCGGGCUUUGCCUACGGCCUGCUCAAGGCGGUGCGGAGGAGAUACAUCUCCAAGGAGGGCAACCGUGAGACGGCCGUCAAGGCUCUGCGCGCCGUGCUGGACAACAUCAGCCCUCAAGGGGAGCUGCUCCACACCUCCUUUGGCACCGGAAUGGGUCACGACCUGCAGCACUACAAGGACAUUCCCCAGACUAGCAUGCCAUAUGGACAGGCCAUGGCAAUCAUGGCCCUUGUCGAGUUUCUUCGUGCAUAUGUAUAA
Messenger RNA from Geosmithia morbida, 1137 nucleotides. RefSeq names its product unsaturated rhamnogalacturonyl hydrolase. Lineage: Eukaryota; Fungi; Ascomycota; Sordariomycetes; Hypocreales; Bionectriaceae. The coding region runs from base 1 to 1137 and encodes 378 amino acids. Gene Ontology annotation, biological process: carbohydrate metabolic process. The transcript has a single exon. The record is from RefSeq and is a predicted model, not a curated record.